Messenger RNA from Stegastes partitus (bicolor damselfish), 3850 nucleotides. RefSeq names its product signal transducer and activator of transcription 5B-like. Gene Ontology annotation, biological process: regulation of DNA-templated transcription; signal transduction. Bases 125 to 2485 code for a protein of 786 amino acids. Gene Ontology annotation, molecular function: DNA-binding transcription factor activity; DNA binding. The record is from RefSeq and is a predicted model, not a curated record. NCBI's taxonomy places the organism in Eukaryota, Metazoa, Chordata, Actinopteri, Pomacentridae. The transcript has 19 exons.
UUGGCGAUGUGACAUGUCUGUCAGCGAACCAGUGGAGGCUUUAAAAGUUGUGUGCGUGUGUGCUGUCCGCAGCUCGUCCAUGGUGUUGUUGUAGGGAGUGUUGCAGUCUCUUAAAAGGACCACCAUGGCAAUGUGGAUCCAGGCCCAGCAGCUGCAGGGAGAGGCUUUGCACCAGAUGCAGGCGCUGUACGGCCAGCACUUCCCCAUUGAAGUGCGACACUACUUGGCUCAGUGGAUUGAAAGCCAACUCUGGGAUUCAGUGGAGUUGGACAAUCCAGCUGAGGAGACCAAAGCCAAGCGUCUGUUGGACAACCUGGUGGCCGAGCUGCAAAGGAAAGCCCAGCUUCAGGGAGGGGAGGAUGGUUUUCUGCUCAAGAUCAAGCUAGGCCACUACGCCAGCCAGCUCAAGAGCACUUAUGACCGCUGUCCUUUGGAGCUGGUGCGCUGCAUUAAACACAUCCUGCACUCAGAGCAGAGGCUUGUUCAAGAAGCUACAAAUGCCAGCUGUGGGAGUGGAGGGCAGGCCAUGGACACCCUGUCCCAGCGGCAUCAGCAAAUCAACCAGGCCUUUGAGGAGCUCCGCCUGGCCACACAGGAAACUGAGAAUGAAUUGAGAAAGCUGCAACACAGCCAGGAGUACUUCAUCAUCCAGUAUCAGGAAAAUCUCCGCAUACAGGCCCAACUGAGCAGCUUGUCUUCACUGCCUCCAGCUGAGCGCACCCAGCGGGAGACCACCCUACAGAGCAAGCGAGCCACUGUGGAGGCCUGGCUCACCAGAGAGGCCAGCACACUACAGAAAUACAGGCUUAAUUUGUCAGAGCAACACCAGAAGACUCUCAGCCUGCUGAGGAAGCAGCAGACUCUGAUUCUGGAUGAGGAGCUCAUUCAGUGGAAGAGGAGGCAGCAGCUGGCUGGCAAUGGGGGUCCUCAUGAAGGAGGACUGGAUGUUCUCCAGUCCUGGUGUGAGAAGCUGGCUGACCUUAUCUGGCAGAACCGGCAGCAGAUCCGACGCUGUGAACAUCUUACCCAGCAGCUUCCCCUGCCAGGCCCAAUGGAAGAGCUGCUUAGCAAACUCAAUGCUGACAUUACUGACAUAAUCUCUGCCCUGGUUACCAGCACCUUCAUCAUUGAAAAGCAGCCACCCCAAGUGUUAAAGACCCAGACCAAGUUUGCAGCCACCGUCCGCCUUCUGGUUGGCGGGAAGCUCAACGUCCAUAUGAACCCACCUCAGGUCAAGGCUGUCAUUGUUAGCGAGCAGCAAGCCAAAGCUUUGCUAAAGAAUGAGAGUACACACAGUGAAAGCAGUGGGGAAAUCCUCAACAACAACUGUGUGAUGGAGUAUCACCAGGCCACUGGUACCCUCAGUGCACACUUCAGAAACAUGUCACUGAAGCGGAUCAAGCGUUCAGACCGUCGAGGUGCAGAGUCAGUGACAGAGGAGAAGUUCACAGUCCUGUUUGAGUCACAGUUCAGCGUUGGGGGCAAUGAGCUAGUCUUCCAUGUCAAAACCUUAUCCCUGCCUGUGGUUGUGAUCGUCCAUGGCAGUCAGGACAAUAAUGCUACAGCAACAGUCCUGUGGGACAAUGCCUUUGCUGAGCCAGGCCGAGUUCCAUUCAUCGUGCCAGACAAGGUCCUGUGGCCUCAACUGUGUGAGGCCCUCGAUAUGAAGUACAAGGCAGAGAUGCACAGUGGCCGUGGUCUGUCAGAGGAUAACCUGGUCUUUCUGGCACAGAAGGCUUUUACAAGUAGCAGCAAUAACCCAGAAGACUACCGCAACAUGACUAUAUCCUGGGCCCAGUUCAACCGGGAGAGCUUACCUGGCCGCAACUUUACCUUCUGGCAGUGGUUUGAUGGAGUCGUAGAGCUCAUGAAGAAACAUCUCAAGCCUCAUUGGAAUGAUGGGGCCAUUCUGGGCUUUGUGAACAAGCAGCAGGCACAGGACAUGUUGCUGUCCAAACCAAACGGCACAUUCCUGCUGCGAUUUAGCGACUCUGAGAUUGGAGGCAUCACCAUUGCCUGGGUGGCCGAAAAUCCCAACAAACCAGGCGAGAGGCUGGUCUGGAAUCUGUUGCCUUAUACAACCAAGGAUUUCUCUAUUCGCUCCCUGGCUGACCGCAUCAGUGACUUGAACCAUCUCCUGUUUCUCUAUCCAGACCGGCCCAAAGACGAGGUCUUUGCCAAGUACUACACCCCUCCACUGUCAAAAGCAGUGGAUGGAUACGUAAAGCCACAGAUCAAACAAGUUGUGCCAGAAUUCACCACCCCGAACCCUGAACCCAGCAGUGGAGCUCCUACAUUCAUGGACCAGACAGCUUCUCCCUCCGUGAGCCACCCAAACAAUUUUGGUGUCUACCCUUCCAUGAGUGACAGCAUGUUGGAUCCAGAUGGGGACUUCGACCUGGAGGACACAAUGGACGUAGCUCGUCAUGUGGAAGAACUUCUUCGCAGACCUAUCGCCAACCAGUGGAGCAGCCAGCAGUCCUGAACCACAAACCUAAAGCUGUUGUACACCUUUAGGUCUUGUACAUAUUGAAACAUCCAUUCUUGUAACUCCGACUGGAGUGCAACCUUUGCAAGUCAGCCACUCUGGCAGAUCCACAUCAUUUCACUAUUCAGGUCCAGUUUUAGCUGCCUACAGCAAAAGAACACGUCCAGUAAUGAAAAGUCACCUACACGCCUAAAUGUCUCUUUAAAGAAACUAAACUUGUUAUUAAGAGUCAGUAUUACUGGCAUUUGACAGGAGCUUAAUGUUCUCUCCCACUUGUCAUAGUUUCUCAGGGCUGUCGUGUUGAACUGGUUUGGUUCAGUAAGAUUUUUAUACAAAGUUUAGAAAUACAGUUAAUUUUAAUGGAAGCUUUGCUUAUGUGCCUAAUGAGCUUUUAGCUGACACCAGGAGACUUGUACAGAAAAGUAUUUCAAAAAUUUUAGUUUUUUUUUACCCUCAACACAGUUGACAUUGGUGAGUGUAUCCAAGUGCCGACAAAUUACAAAUACAGAGAAUAUUGGUCAAUAUUUUUUUAUUGUGUUGAAAAUAUAGAAAUUACUCAAGACAAAAAAAUGAGACUAUGUAACGUUUGCGGACGUUUAGCCUCUGUAAACAUAAAUAGCCUUAACAGAAUGAUGGCAAGUGAUCUUUCCUUUAACUCUCAGGAUUCUUUUAAAUCGGGUUUUUUAAAGAUGUUCUCAUCUGACCGACAGUCUGUGGAAGAGAACAACAGACAAGAAACGACCGACAUGACUUACAGUGAGGUACAUCAGAGCUGUUGCUUUAUCAUUAGCUUAGCUGUGGCUUAAGCUUUAACACAGGUUUAAACCUCUGUUAAAUGCCCCUGCUGUGUCUUCUGGGCUUGCAAUUUUAACUUAGCUGCUGUGUCCCAUAGAAACCACCGAGCGCCAGUGGAGCUCACUGAGCUUGACCUCAGUACUGUUGCAUCCCUAGGUUACCUGAGGCUUAAAACAAAGAAAACGCAAGUCUCCACAGAAAGAGGCUUACUGAUGUGACCCACUGAACAGAGUGGGUAGUAUGUAUGGAGUAGUGCAGCAGUGCAAGGUGCCAGGUGAGCCAGCUGAUUUUUUCAUUGUGCUGAGUCUCAGGAAAACAAAAUCAUGUGUGUAUUGUAAGAGCAGUUCUUACCUCAGUCUUGAUACAUUUUAUUGUAUAUUAUUAUCAUUGAUACUGUAGUAAAUUUUAAGGAGAGUUGUUAUUGUACAGACCAAAUGUUUAACUAUAUAAUGGAUAUUUAUAUUGAUACAUUAUUUUGUUAUAAUUAGCUGAAGCUAGACUGAUAAAACACUGUAUAUUUUUAGUCAUAUUUCUGAGUUCUGUCCUCAGCAAUUAGAUCAGGGGUGU